Molecule: messenger RNA, 1209 nt
Organism: Peniophora sp. CBMAI 1063
Lineage: Eukaryota; Fungi; Basidiomycota; Agaricomycetes; Russulales; Peniophoraceae
Source: the annotation of a GenBank genome assembly
AUGGACCCCGCUUCACCUCCAGCAUCUCCUCUUCCGAUACCUCACAUCGACGCGAUACAAGCCGACGCCCACAAGCUCUACUCCAAAGCCUGGGGCGUACAAUGGCCUCGUCAGACACGGACCUCUCUCGCUCCUUUACCAUCGUCGAGCAACAGCGCAACGGACGCUGACUCGCGUCUGGGACAAGAACGAACACAAAAACAAGAGACUUUUGAAUACUCAUACGACUGUCUAACCUUCCUCACCUCGCUCCCGGAAACUUUCCUCCCCUCACCCAUCGACUCCGGCACCUCGGACUCAGACACACUCGUCAUAAUGCACGAAUACGCCCUCCUCAUCGAUCUCAUAACGUACGGCUACAUCUGCGACGUGCGCGCCACGGCUAUAACCGGCCAACCGGGCAUCGGCAAAAGCACGUUCUUGCUGUACCUCCUCCUGCACCGCCUCUCCCAAAGACAACCAACCGCACUUCACCUACCCUCAACACCGCACCACUAUAUCGUAUUCGACGACGAAGGCGCAGACGUGUACGCUCUGGACGAGAUCUCGGACCGGCUACGGGAGUGCGUGGCCUUGUCCGACUCGGCCCCCAGCAACGCCCUCGUCGAAGAACACCCCUGCGCCUGCUUCCUAAGCCGCGCCGCCCGCAUAAUCCAGACCGCGCCGCCCAGCACGAACAGCGAUACGGGGUGGAUAAAGCAGUUGAGGGGGAGCGUGCUUGUUAUGGCGCUGCCGAGUGAGCGGGAGGUCGGGGCUGUUGUGAAAGAGAAGGGAUACGACCCGCUCGCGUCGUUCGCGCACACGCGCAAAUGGGGACCCUGCACGCGGCGGGUUCUCGACCUCCUGCAUUCUUCUGCUGCCUCAAAUACUCAGCUCGAGAAUACGGAGAGAAUGCUCACGCGACGGGCAGAACGCGCCGCAGUCGACAUAUGCGCCUCGCUCUACACACACCCCACAACAGGACUGACAGACCAGGAAAGGCUCGACGCCCUCGUGUUCUACCUCAAGGACAAAGACAAAGACAACAUACACUACUUCGAUCUCGUAUGUAUACGUCCCGCGCGCAGGAUUGUGCAAGGUAAUAUUAAAGGAUGGGAGGGGUGGGAGGUGGUUGUGCCGGAGGGGUAUUUAAAGGGGGUGUUCGAGCGGGAGCGCGACAGUCAAUGGAGGAGGGGGAGGAGGAUUGGAGGGGAUGGUGGUGAGGUAUAG